Molecule: messenger RNA, 5749 nt
Organism: Nasonia vitripennis (jewel wasp)
Lineage: Eukaryota; Metazoa; Arthropoda; Insecta; Hymenoptera; Pteromalidae
Gene: unk
Product: RING finger protein unkempt
Exons: 11
Coding region: 406-2832 (808 amino acids)
Molecular function (GO): metal ion binding
Source: RefSeq, a predicted model, not a curated record
GUGCAGCCCCGCGACAUAUAGGUCGCGAUCGCGCGGCGGCGCGGGGACAAAGAAAAAGCCCAAAAAGAGAGCUGCCGCUAUACGCUACGUGCGUCGUAGCAGCGCUGCUCUUCGCUCCGCUCUCUCUCUCUCUCCCUCUCUCUCUCAAGCUCUAUUCGGUCUCUCAUCGUCAGUCAACUAUAGAACGCGCACGAGUGUGCGCGCGCGUGUGGUGCGCCGAUGCCGAAGCGAUAAGCCAGCUGAAUAACGCGAAAAAGGAGCCUCCUCGCGGAUACGUGUACAGUGCGUUGUGCGAGAUACUUGAAUCCGGAGUCAGCAGUAGCGUAAGGAAAACUGUAAAGUCCAUAGAGCGAGGAUAGGCCGCGAGGAGAGUGCUACGCGGCGGCGCGGCACCCAUGAUAACCCAUGAGAGAGCGCAGCAAGUCGACAAGCAGCGGCUGCGGCGCCGGCGGUGGUGCGGCGGCGGUGGCGGCAGCUAAUACGAUGUGCAGCAACAACCUCGACUCGCACACCAAGUACCUGAAGGAAUUUCGGGUCGAGCAGUGUCCACUGUUCAUCCAGAGAAAAUGCACUCAGCAUCGGCCCUUCACCUGCUUCAAUUGGCACUUCAUGAAUCAGCGCAGACGCCGGCCCACGAGGAAGCGCGACCGCACCUUCAAUUACAGCGCGGACAAUUACUGCACCAAGUACGACGAGACCACCGGCAUCUGUCCAGAUGGAGACGAAUGUCCGAAUUUGCACCGGACGGCAGGGGACACGGAACGGCGCUAUCACCUGCGCUACUACAAGACGUGCAUGUGCGUCCACGAUACCGACGCCCGGGGCUUCUGCGUCAAGAACGGGCCCCACUGCGCCUUUGCUCACGGCAAUCAUGACCUUCGACCGCCGGUUUACGACAUCAAAGAGAUCCAGGCAAUGGAGAACCCCGACCUGGAUCCCAACAAUCAGAGCAACGGCCCGAAUAUUUUGGACAAAGAGAGGAACUUGAUGAACGAGGAUCCGAAGUGGCAGGAUACCACGUAUGUGCUGAGCAAUUACAAGACCGAGCCGUGCAAACGGCCGCCGAGGUUAUGCAGACAGGGAUACGCCUGCCCGCAGUAUCACAAUAGCAAGGAUAAACGCAGGAGUCCUAGAAAGUACAAGUAUCGUUCGACACCGUGUCCUAAUGUGAAGCACGGCGAGGAAUGGGGCGAGCCCGGGAACUGCGAUCAAGGCGACAAUUGCGUCUACUGUCAUACGCGCACCGAGCAACAGUUCCAUCCCGAGAUCUACAAGUCGACCAAGUGCAACGACGUGCAACAAGCGGGAUACUGCCCUCGCGGCGUUUUCUGCGCAUUCGCCCAUGUCGAUCUUUUGCCAACGGAGGAGAUGGUCAACGACAUGGUGGCUAUGGACUGCAGCUCGAAUUUGCUGGAUUUACUGAGGAAUGCUCUGCCACCCGAUAAGCGCAACAAUGACAAGGAUAAAACGCUUAGCGAUAGCAGUUUGGCUAUAUUACAGAAUGGUAGCGGAGAAAUUUCCGAGUCUGCAAGUACUAGUAGCCUCGGUAGUAACGGAUCGCACAGCAAAGCUCCGGGAGCUCAGCUUCAUCAAAAUUCUGCAGGUCAAAAACUUGCAAACACGCUGUAUAAUCCUUCUUUGCUCCAGGCUAGCGAGAUACGUAAACAAAUGAUUGCCAUCGACAACGAUCCUCUACUGACGAAAGCUGAGAAGGCGCAAAAGAAGCAAAAUCUUUAUAUCGCGUACAACUUGAAUUCAUUAGCACCAGGACCCACCAUGCCAUCUCGACUCUCGCCCCCGUUCUACCAUAAUGAUUUUGUUGACUCUGUCGUAGGAAACGCUUUAGAUGAUUUACAUUUGGAUGACCCACUUGGUUUGGUUGACUCAAUACACCGGGAUACAAAUUCGCCAAUUAGCAAUUCUAUAUCAGCGGGUUUGGCCAGCUCCGGACUACUCUGCAGUUCCGCGCCAGUCAAUAUUCCUGGAAUGGCCGAGCGUUCGGUUCUUUCGAAUUUUUCGCCAUCAACCUCAAGCCCGCUUCAACCUAUACAAUCUGCCAGUAGUUUCCUUACAGCAGGUUCGAGAUUUUCUCAUCAAGAUUCGAUUGAAUCGUCCAUGUCUUCGUUCAUGAAUCAUGUAUCAGAUCCGUUUAGUAAUCACAAUGUUGUAUCACAAUCCUGCGGUUCAACGUCAAAACUCGGCGCAUUCAACAACAGUUUGUUUGACUUCCCCUCGAAUCAGGCAAUGUCUCCAUCAUCCCGUACUCAGCCACUUGCAGCAUCACCACUAGUUAAUGCUUUUUCCAUCAGCCCAAGCAAUAACAAUACGACAGGGUCGUUAUCAGAGUUGCAGAUACAGAGGUUGAGAGAAGAACUAACAUCAAGUCGCGCUCAACUCGCUACAUGGGAUGAGCGAAUAAAUCAAGCUCGAGCUGCCUGCACUGCUUGGCAAUUAGAAUGUGAAGAAUCUAAAAGGAAAACUGCUUUAGCUGAACAACAAAGAGAUGAGGCAUUACUGCAAUUGAAAGCUCUAAAGGCUGAAAAUGAAGCGACAAACGGAGGUGGUCCAUUCAUUAGUGCUCUAGGAAGAACUAGCGAUCUCAAAUCAUUAUCAAUAACUGCUUUAAAGUCAAUGCAAUCACAGCUACGAUCAGAUCUAGAAGAAAUAGAAAAGGUGCUGUACAGGGAAACGGCAACAAAAUGUAUGGUUUGUGAAGAACAAAAUCGCACUGUCACUUUGUCACCGUGCAACCAUUAUGUGGUCUGUUCGACUUGUGCGCCCAAUCAACGUGAGUGUCCGUACUGCCAAACUCCGGUUGUCUCCACGAGUUAGGUCUUAAGAAUUUGGCUAAAAAUCUCACUUGUUACUACUACUUUCAAAUUUCACUUUUUUCAACAAGUUGAAAGUAAAGAGUAUUGUUAUCAACGUUAUAAUCUCCCACAUUGAAAGUUUUUUCAAGAAUUUUUGGGGCGAGUAACCACGUCAGCAACUUUUUAUCGCCAAAGCCGAGAUGAAUGUGUGAUACGAAAACUGUUUUACACAGUCUUAAGCCAUGCAUUUUUUAAUUUUUUUACACCCUGUGCAGCCUUUAUUCAAUCUUUUAGGUUAAGAAAACGUUUGUUUUAGAAAUCAGUGAUCACAGUCGACCACUAAAAGAAACGGAAAGAAAUAUUUUUAAAACAAAAUGAAAAAUGUUUGCAGUCAUUUCAUUUGAAUAUUAUAAAACAACUUUACGUGAGAUGCUAUUAAAACUUGAUAAGUAAAACGCCAAGUCAUAAAAAAUAAAACAUAAAAAAAUGAAUUGCCAUUGUAUUUAAAAAUACAUUUGGUCACCAGAUCUAGCUUUAGACAAUGUUUUAGAUCGUUGUAAUAAUUGUGCAUUUGUAGAUUUCUUUUAAAAUUGUGGUCUAAGAGCAAAAAUAUUCAAAUUAGUUUUUAUAAGUCCAAUGUUUAUAAACAAAUGUAUAUUACUAGUUAUUUUGGUGUUAGGCUACCAAACUGCUUUAUUUUUUAUAUUUCUAACCGAUUAAAAGUUUUUACAACUUAAAGUGAACAAAAGUGUGACAUCACUAAGAAUUUUCUAUUAUGUAUAUGAUACAUACAUAAUUUAUUAAAAGUCAAUGUUUUUUACCUCAUCAGGUAGAUUGCAGCAUAGAUAUAGUAUUAAUUUCAUAGAUUUAUAAUGCAGAGUAUUCAAAUGAGCAAAUCAUGCUCAAUAAAAAUUAUUAUAAUGUUGUUUAUUCACAUGUCUAUUGCAGAAUUGCAGCAUAGAAUCUAAUAUAUGAAGGUGUGAAAGAGACAUUCAAUAUAUUAUUAAACGGUAUAUUUUUUUAUGUAUUUUGAUGAUGUUUCUUAAGACCUAAUCAAUCGUACUAUUUGGAUAAAGAGCUUUUUAUUCAUUAUGAUAAAUUAUUCAAAAACGAGAAUUGUAUAUACUUUUAAUAAUUAAACUCAGUAUAUUUUUUAUAUAGGAUCUUUUUAAAAGCUUUAUUAUUUGAGAUAUUAGUAAAGGCAAGAUGGAUUAAUAACCUGUUAUUUUAAUAAAUAUUUCAGAUUUAAUAUGUUUUUGAUCAAUUUAUUAAGGUAACAUAAAAAUUGUACAUAUGAAAAUUCAAAUUUUUAGUUCAUUGCCAUGUAUCAAUUGAAUUUUGGUAUAAUUAAUGUGAAGAACGAAAGUACUUAAAACUAGUAAUGAUAAUAAUAAUAAAAAUUAAGAAAUUAAGAUUUUAAAAUUACUAAUAUGAAAAAUUGAAAUACUAAACUUGAUGUUCCAUCUUGUCUUAUGAUAGCUUUUUGUUGAUAAUGAGAUAUUGGGUAAGUUGAUAGAUGCUCUUUAAAAAAAACCCUUUUCAAAAAUAAUUUAAAUUUUAUUAUGAAAUAUAAGUGAUGUAAUGCCUCUAUGUAGUAGUAGUAGUAUUAGUUGUGAAAGUUUAGGUGACUUAUGAAGAACUAGAAUUUUUCAAAUAAAUAAAUAUUUAUAUUUACAUUUAUAGUAUCUAUUUUUAAUGUAUUUUUCAUGACUUGACGUUGACAUUGAUCCUGUGUGUUAGCAUCAAAAUAUAUUAAAAAUCUCAAGUGCAUUUGUUGGUUAAAAAUUGCUAAGUAUAUGAUGAAAUGACUAAUAAUAUUUGAAUUAAGAUAACAUAUUAUAAAUUAUAUUCAAAAUAUAAAAAAUAGUUUAGAUAGGAGAUCAUUAUCAAAUUUUUACUUCGUACCUAUAUAGGAAUUAUAAAAAUGUUACAAUAUCCAAUUUUUUAAAGACUAUUAUUUAAAUUUUAAUAACAUUUAUAUUAAAAAGUUUUGAAACAUUACAAUAUAAUCUAGCUAGUGACUACAGCAAAUCAUAGCAGAAAAAUAUUAUAGCAUACACAUUUUUUUCAAUGUUAGGUAGGUUAUUUUACAUACUUUUUACAUGAGAUGAAUACAAAGACGAUUUACUUGAUUGAUUAUUUCAUAAAUCUAUAUGAAUUCACAAGAGUACUGUACAAUCUAUGUAAUUGUUGAAUUUUCUUCCAUGUCUUUAAUAAUUGCUUCUGUGUAGAAUCUUAUCACUACAUCCUGUAUCAAAUGUGAGGCCAAAAAAGAGUGUUUUAUUUAAUCUUUUUUUAACCACAGUUUAUAAAAAUAUUAUAAAUGCGUUGAAGUGAAGUAGAGUGAAAAAUAAUCAUCAUUACUUUAUAAUACAAAUGGUCGAUUUUUCACAAAAUGUAUUGAUUAAUUUAAGCUGUAUCUUUAUAGUCUACUUUGUAUUUUAUUGACUGAAAACUCAAAAAAUUGGUUUUAUGUUCAAUAAAGCACAAGACCAUGUGUAUUAUAGACUGUAUAUCUAGGCUUUAACCAAUCUAGCGCUAUCACAAUAUGUAUUUUAUUAUUUUUUAUAUGUUGGAACUUUUUUGAAAGAAACUUUUUUAAAGCAUCUAGACCAAAAAAUUAUUCCUAAUGCUUUAACAAUAAUAUUCAUUCAAUUUAAACAUUGAUUGAAAAGUUUAAAAUACCAUUCUAACAUAAGGUUACAGUUGUCUGUUCUCCAGAUGGUAAUAUUAAAAGAUUACUGUAUUUUCGUACAUGAUUUGAAUUCUUACCUCUAGUGGUUUAUUAUAUUUUUUUUUUCACUAAUCGCAUCCAUGUCUGUGAGAUAAAUUCUGGCCUAAGGAAUAUUUACAAGAACAUAGGACUGUAACAAUAAAACAAUACGAAUUGAAAAAACGAAUAUCUAAAUGAUUAGAUUAUAUAGGAAAUAUAUCAAUGA